Dermacentor albipictus is the source of this 726-nucleotide messenger RNA. RefSeq lists its product as uncharacterized. The record is from RefSeq and is a predicted model, not a curated record. Lineage: Eukaryota; Metazoa; Arthropoda; Arachnida; Ixodida; Ixodidae.
CUUCCUGAUUUCUGUGUCAUUCUUUGCCAAGGAUAACCGCUUGCGGCUCCAUAAGCGGAGCCCGAACAACCGCUACAACCGGCAGUGCUUCACCGCAGCUCGAAAGGCUAUGCCAAUAGAACAGACCAAAUUGGAUGGUCUUCUUUUGAUCGCUUCAGAGGCAGUCGACAGCGACAAGAAUUCCUGAACUUUUCUCCAAAAAGCACCAUGAAAGCGACAAUUUUCAUCGGAGCCCUCUUGGUUGUGUUGUGCACGACCGCCUACGGAUGCGACCACAUGGGCUACCGCCGGGAUGCGGGCCGCUGCAAGACGAAGCACGACACCAAUUUGCAACAGGCGUCGGCUUCCCAGAAAUGCUGCGCAUUCUACGUCCUCUCGGAGUGCCUCAAGCUGGCCUCUCGGUACUCGGACUGUCCCCAGGCUUAUGCUAUGGCUGAGCUGAAAGAACUUCGCGAUGCGAGCCGCUUGACCCCCGACCAGUGUCAGGGUGGACGAGAGCAGUGUGGUGAUGCGCCGAGAAGACAGUACUAGUCCCAGCGCUGCCACCACAAGAGGCGUCGAAUACGUCCCAACUGUGACACCUGUCACCUCACACUGCCGCUCUCAUGCCAUCAAAUAUGAAAGAAACAUCCGUAAUGCUGGACAUUAUUGACAGGAGAAGGACGAAAACCCGAACACCAUGCACGCGCAAAAUGGUGUGGAAUAAACAUUUUUUUAUGAAUGACA